AGAAGAUGAACUUCAGACAGCCAAGUCCGCAAUCAACGCCUUCAAAUUACAGCUGCGAGACACACAUAUGAACUCGCGAGUCAAAUUCGCAACCUUCGAUGGACAUCACUGCGCCGUUGAAGAGGCCAAAUCUCUCAGCAGCAAGGUUAUAGGCUUGAACAUGCAACUAACCAAAUACGAGACCAUCCUCGGCGACCUAGGGGCCUAGUACUACGACCAGACAUGCAACGUCGUCCCCGCCCUACACGCUCAGCUUGCCGAGCUCUCGGCUGAGAAAGGCGUGGAGUACACCGUCGAGCAUCAUCCGCAUCCAAACCCCGAAGUCGAAACCCGGAAGUUGCUGCGCAUGGCAGCGGCGUACGGAAAGUGGGAACUGAAGGGCUUCGAGCCUCACGCGUAUGAUCCGAAUGAAAAUCCGGGCUGCAUCCCGGCGACAUUCGAGGCGAUGAAGAAGCUGCUCCCAAAGGGAUGGAAGGUGCUCUACGACUUGGACAAGGCCUGGCUGCGGCCGAUGUUCAAGGCUUUCACCCUGUCAGAUGCGCAGGAGCGUGCUGAUGCAGAGAAGGAGAUGGUGCAAAAGCAGCUCUGCCGUGAGCUGGGACUUCCAGAGAGCGAGUUUGGCCGCGUGCGUGUCAGUUCAGUGGUGGAGGAGACUCGGGAGAUACUUGCGGAGAUCGAUGGGGAUGUGCUUGAGGCUAGCAUGAAUGCGACUCGGGUGUUCCAGGUCGAUACGCCGGUGGGUGUGCAUCCUGAUUAUAUUCAGGAUCCCAUGACGGAUGGCGACUUUGAUGAGCGAGAGGGCUUCGUUCACGGACGCUUCGACGACGCCCGCGUUUAGGAGAAUGGCGCGAGGGCAUGCUCGGCCUGAGGAUGAUCGACAUGUGCGAGGGACGAAAAAAAAGACAAAGCGGCGUGUUUCUCUAGUUUUUGGGAUCGGCGCUUGGGACUUUAGG
Trematosphaeria pertusa is the source of this 953-nucleotide messenger RNA. RefSeq lists its product as uncharacterized. Lineage: Eukaryota; Fungi; Ascomycota; Dothideomycetes; Pleosporales; Trematosphaeriaceae. The record is from RefSeq and is a predicted model, not a curated record. The transcript has a single exon. The coding region runs from base 347 to 838 and encodes 163 amino acids.